AUGUCCACAGGUGCUUGGGUACAACGAAGUAAAAAGAAGAUGAGCAACAAGAAGCAUUUCGAAAAGUAUGAGCAAGGGUCCCUGCGAGUAGCUCUGGCUGAGGACGACGAGUACCGCCACUGUUUCUCAACUACCUGUGACGCCGGCCAGCUGCAUCACGGCGGUGUUGAUCAGCCUAUCUUCACCUGCCAGAGUUGUCAGCACAAAAACUGCGUCGCAUGUGAGAUCGAUUGGCACGUGGAUGAGACUUGCGACCAAUACCAAGCACGUCGCCGCACAGAAAGAGGCGAAGAAGACGAAAGAUCCCGAGCCGAGAUGGAAAAGAUAUCGAAAGAGUGUCCCGAGUGCCACGCGCCUAUCGAGAAAAACGACGGCUGCGACCACAUGACUUGUUCCAAAUGUCGUCAUGAGUUCUGCUGGCUCUGCUUUGUAGACUAUCGCAAUGUCAGACGUGAAGGCAAUCAGCUGUACAACAAGAGUUGCCUUUAUUACUACCCCAUCCUGCGCGAGGCGGAAGAUGAGUUUCUGGUAGCAGAAGAUCCAGAAGAUGAGCUCGGCUUCCUACAAGAGCUUGAAGCAGCAGCUCGAAUCGCAGGCCAGAACGAGGAUGCAUAA
Molecule: messenger RNA, 615 nt
Organism: Aureobasidium subglaciale EXF-2481
Lineage: Eukaryota; Fungi; Ascomycota; Dothideomycetes; Dothideales; Saccotheciaceae
Exons: 2
Coding region: 1-615 (204 amino acids)
Biological process (GO): protein polyubiquitination; ubiquitin-dependent protein catabolic process; positive regulation of proteasomal ubiquitin-dependent protein catabolic process
Cellular component (GO): cytoplasm; ubiquitin ligase complex
Molecular function (GO): ubiquitin conjugating enzyme binding; zinc ion binding; ubiquitin protein ligase activity
Source: RefSeq, a predicted model, not a curated record